AGUUUGAUAUCUAAUCAACAUGCCCCCACGUCCAGAACCAGCAGCUUCCACCUCCCUUUUAGUGAUGAUAAAUCAGAACAUCAAUCUUCCUUCUACUCCCUCAAGGAACAAGUUUUAGCUACAGAUCGAGUACAGUCUUCUACAAUCUUUUGGUGUGCCAACUGCUAGCCAUGAUGGAGGGCAAGGCAGUCAUAGGUGAGACUGACAUGCUGCCGACGAUGCAGCAAGAUGCGCUCCGCCUCGCUGCGAAGGCCCUCGACCACUUCGAUAUCACAGACUCCACCGAGAUAGCCCGCUUCAUAAAGAUGGAAUUCGACUGUCUGUAUGGCCCAGGUUGGCAGUGCAUCGUAGGGACAGACUUUGGUUCCUUUGUGACGCACUGCUGUGGCUGUUUCAUUUACUUCGGCAUAGGCAGCCUUGCAAUCUUGCUCUUCAGGGGUGGAUCAGCACCUGAAUACGACACGGACCGACUCAUUGACAUGAAGACAGUGAAGGCAUGAACUCUUUGUGUCUUCUUUUUUAUUUCUUUGCUCAAGAGUGGCUUGUGUAGAAGGUGUCAAACCGUGAUGAAAAGAAACCUGGUUUGGCAUUUCUCAGUUCCAGGUUUAACUUCGCCUGCCGGGAUAUCACCUUCUGCAAAACAUGCCUGUAAGGCUGUUGUGAAAGAAAAUGCCAUUCCAAUAAAGAAGAUAGGGAAAGGUUAGAUGGCAAAGGCAACCUGGGUACCAUGCAUUAGUUUAUGCUAUAUAAGCUCUGAAACUGCUAUGAAGAUGAACAAUUAACAGAUUUGACUUGAAUAAA
Molecule: messenger RNA, 801 nt
Organism: Phoenix dactylifera (date palm)
Lineage: Eukaryota; Viridiplantae; Streptophyta; Magnoliopsida; Arecales; Arecaceae
Source: RefSeq, a predicted model, not a curated record